AUGGCUCAGUCCGACUCAUCUCUACGAGGUUCUCCGUCUUCCUCUUCCACCGAUGGGGUCGUCAACUCUAUCUCGGACCAGCUCGAAGUCGGUCCCGGCGUCGCUGCCGUCAUCGCCAUUAUCUGUGGCCUCAUCAUGAAUACAUGUGGCUAUAAAUUGCUACGUCCCACUAUGUUUGCGUGCGGGUUUCUCGUCGGUGGAUACAUUGUAUCAAGCCUUGCCGAGUACAUUGUGCACGGUCGCACAGCCUUUUGGAUUGCCUAUCUCAUUGGUGGUACUAUCGUCGGGUCCCUUGUCGUCUCUAUUUACAGUGCAGGCAUCUUCAUCAUUGGCGCAGCUGGUGGUGUCUUCUUGGCGACCAUUAUUAACACUUCAUUUGGCUAUAGGAUCUACCCAAGCGACCCGUCCACGGGUCUCCUCAUUAUGGCCAUUGUGCUGGGUCUGAUUUGUGGGAUUGUGGCCUUUAGGGUCGAGAGACUUGCCAUUAUCGUGGCUACAGCUUUGGUUGGUGCUGUGAUGCUGGUCAACGGUGUUGGCUACUAUAGUGGCAAGUUUCCCAAGCUCACAGGUACCAAGGAUUACCGCCACUUGGACGAGGAUGGAUACUACGUGUACGACGUCCCGAAGGAGUGGUGGGGAUAUCUUGCGGCGAUACUGGUCGUGUCUAUCUUCGGCUUUUUUGUCCAGAUCAAGAAGACUGGAACUAAAUAG
Messenger RNA from Peronospora farinosa, 711 nucleotides. The record is from the annotation of a GenBank genome assembly. Lineage: Eukaryota; Oomycota; Peronosporomycetes; Peronosporales; Peronosporaceae.